Messenger RNA from Cyanistes caeruleus (blue tit), 709 nucleotides. NCBI's taxonomy places the organism in Eukaryota, Metazoa, Chordata, Aves, Passeriformes, Paridae. The record is from RefSeq and is a predicted model, not a curated record.
UCCAUUUUUCAGGCAUGUACACUAGAAUGUGAAGGAAAACUGCCCUCUGCCAAAGCCUGGGAGACCUGCAAGGAGUUCUUGCAACUGGCAAAGCUGGAUGUCUCUGAGGAUGGCAGCAUUGCUCCGGAUGACAAGAAAGAGCUGGAUGAGAACCAUUUGCUUGCGAAGAAGUACGGAGGCUUCAUGAAAAGAUAUGGGGGGUUCAUGAAGAAAAUGGAUGAGCUCUAUCGAGCGGAACCAGAGGAUGAAGCUAACGGAGGAGAAAUCCUGGCUAAGAGGUAUGGAGGCUUUAUGAAGAAAGACUCAGAUGACGAUGCCCUUGCCAACUCCUCUGAUCUGCUGAAGGAGCUUCUAGGAACAGGGGAUAACCCUGAAGCGGCGCACUAUCGAGAGGUAAAUGAGAACGACGGCGAUGUCAGCAAAAGGUACGGAGGCUUCAUGAGAAGCAUAAAGCGCAGCCCUGAAUUGGAAGAUGAGGCCAAAGAGCUGCAAAAGAGAUACGGUGGCUUCAUGAGAAGAGUGGGCAGGCCCGAGUGGUGGCUGGAUUACCAGAAACGAUAUGGUGGGUUUCUUAAGCGCUUUGCCGACUCCAUUCUCCCUUCAGAAGAAGAUGGGGAAACUUACUCCAAAGAAGUCCCAGAGAUGGAAAAGAGAUAUGGUGGUUUUAUGAGAUUUUAAUACCUUUUCCUUUAUCCCUUUUGUCCUAAAU